UUACUUUUACUUCCCUUUUCUCUUUUCACAUGAUAUAGACCCUUCCUUUUUUGCACCAAUUUCUCCCCAAAAAAGCAUGAUUCAACACCCAAUUUGUCUUCUUCUCCUUCCCUAAAACCUCAAUUCCAUUCACAUUCAUACCCUUCUUUAAUCCUUUCUUAAUUUCAAUGCUCCAUACUGUAACCUAUAAGCAACAUUUUAUACUUUUUACAAUCCACACUUUCUGAUUUUACUAUUAAUCCCCCAUUAGCUUCUGAUCCAUGCCACUUCUUCCCUUAAAUCUGUACUGGGUUUUUCUCAGAAGCUCCAAUUAUGUUCAAUCUUGGAGCUUUCUUCUUUCUUUUGCCCUCUUUUACCUGUUUUUCUUCUGUUAUAGCUGCUGCCCAUCACCAACAAUCUCUUUAUCCUCUUAAUUUCAUAUUGGGUAACCAGAAUCUGGGCCCAUUAGAUGAUGGAAUUCUAGGUCAAGAUCAAGCACCAGAUCCAGCCUCCUAUGAGCCUAAGGUUCCUCUAAUGUUGGCUGGAAAUCGAACCAAGAGACCCGAUAUUCUUCGAAAAUUUAAGAUUUAUCAGGGUGGUUGGGAUAUUUCAAAUAAGCAUUACUGGGCGUCUGUUGCAUUUACCGGCGUUGCUGGUUUCAUCGUCACACUCAUAUGGUUGAUCUUAUUUGGUAUAACGCUGCUUGUUCACCAUUGUUUUGGAUGGAGAAUAAGCUUCAAAGGGAAAGAUUCAAAGCAAUCCGAAAAGAUUCGAGUUGUGCUGCUGUUAUUGUUUUCAUGCGCUUCCAUGGUGGGUUGUAUUCUUUUAUCGGUUGGCCAACUUGAUCUACAUAACGAAGUGUUGCAUACGUUGAAAUAUGUUGUAAACCAGUCAGACAACACAGCUCAAAUGCUGAGAAAUGUUUCGGAUUUCUUAUCAAUUGCGAAAUCUGUUGACGUCCCUCAAUUCAAUCUUCCACAGAGUACUAUGCAGGAGAUUGAUGAUCUUCGUUCGCGCUUGAGUUCUGGUGCUGAAAUACUAACUGAUAAAACCAAUGAAAAUUCUGUAAAACUUAGAAGAGUCUUCACUACAAUAAAAUCAGCGUUAAUCAUAGUAGCUUCUGUAAUGCUUGUUCUGGCUGUUUUAGGUCUUGUCCUUUCUCUCCUCGGGUGCCAAAAUGUGAUUCACAUAUUCAUUUUCAGUGGAUGGAUACUAGUAGCGAUUACUUUGACUCUCUGUGGAACUUUUAUGAUCUUCAAUUCUGCUAUUUCGGACUCAUGUGUGGCAAUGAAAGAGUGGGUGGAUAAUCCGCAAGCGGAGACAACUCUUGGCAACAUUCUUCCAUGUGACGAUGAGACAGCAACCAACAAUACACUAUACGAAAGUCGAAAAGUUGUUAGCAUGCUUGUAAACACUGUCAAUACUUAUAUCUACACCGCAGCAAACACAGAUCGGCCUCCGUCUGAUGAAUUCUAUUACAAUCAAUCUGGACCGUUGAUACCCCCUUUAUGCUACCCUUUCGACGAUAAAAUGAAAGAUCGUGAGUGUUCAUCUCAGGAGGUUUCUUUGCAAAAUGCAUCCACGGUGUGGGAAAAUUACAUUUGCACGACAACCUUGGAUAACAAAAAUUGCACAAGCCCCGGAAGGUUGACGCCAAAGGUGUACGGUCAGCUAGUCGUGGCAGUAAACGCCAGUUACGCUGUGCUACAUUACACCCCUGCAAUGCUGGACCUCGAGAACUGCAAUUUCUUGCGGGAGACGUUCAUGACAAUCACAUCCAAGUACUGCCCUCCAUUGGAGCAUUACCUCGUGAUUGUAAAAGUAGGUUUAGGGUUCAUCUCGGCUGGUAUAAUGCUCUGCCUUAUUCUUUGGUUAGUCUAUGCAAACCGCCCCCAAAGGGAGGAAGUGUUUGUUAAAACCGCGUCAAUAAAUGGCAGUUGCACCGAAAAUAAGGAUAGGAUUGUCGUCACUUCGCCCGCUAGAGUUGUACCUGAUUUAGGCUUAUAGUCGAGGCUUCGUGAUUUCGUUCUUUGUAUUCGUAUGUGAUUUUUUUUGUCGGCCUUCCACAUAAUGAUCAAGAAACCGAGGUGGUGCGAGACACUAUCUCGCGUUUGUGGGUUGUGGCAUUACAUGUAUGUGUAACGAUUGUAUAAUAUACAGUUUUAUAGGUAUAAAACGAGCCAUGAUAUUUGUACACUUGAACAAGUAACAAGAAAUGGCUAUUACUAAAUGGUAUGUUAUGUUAUAAACUUACAAGAAAGUUUCUUAAAUGAAGUCCAACUUUUGCUCAAAAUAAUGCUUAAUAAAUAAAUUAAAAUUUGUCAUUUUAAAAAAAUUUUCAUUCCACAUCUCACAUAGGAUCUAGGUUUAGUGGGAAAGACA
This is a messenger RNA of Amaranthus tricolor (Joseph's coat), 2361 nucleotides long. RefSeq lists its product as uncharacterized. The transcript has 9 exons. Gene Ontology annotation, cellular component: membrane. NCBI's taxonomy places the organism in Eukaryota, Viridiplantae, Streptophyta, Magnoliopsida, Caryophyllales, Amaranthaceae. Bases 313 to 1986 code for a protein of 557 amino acids. The record is from RefSeq and is a predicted model, not a curated record.